Messenger RNA from Spathaspora passalidarum NRRL Y-27907, 186 nucleotides. RefSeq names its product copper metallochaperone (gene COX17). The transcript has a single exon. Gene Ontology annotation, biological process: mitochondrial respiratory chain complex IV assembly. Lineage: Eukaryota; Fungi; Ascomycota; Pichiomycetes; Serinales; Debaryomycetaceae. Bases 1 to 186 code for a protein of 61 amino acids. Gene Ontology annotation, cellular component: mitochondrial intermembrane space. Gene Ontology annotation, molecular function: copper chaperone activity; copper ion binding. The record is from RefSeq and is a predicted model, not a curated record.
AUGUCCACUGAAGAACAAAAAUCAAGACCAAAGCCAUGUUGUGUUUGCUUAGAUGAACGUAAAUUACGUGAUGAGUGUCUUUUAUACAAAGGAUUGGAAAGUGGGAAAUGUGCCGAUGUCAUCAAGCAAUAUACCGAUUGUAUGAUUGGUUAUGGAUUCAAGCCAAAUGAAAUUCCAAAAGCUUAA